Diorhabda carinulata is the source of this 561-nucleotide messenger RNA. RefSeq lists its product as uncharacterized. The record is from RefSeq and is a predicted model, not a curated record. NCBI's taxonomy places the organism in Eukaryota, Metazoa, Arthropoda, Insecta, Coleoptera, Chrysomelidae. Bases 44 to 487 code for a protein of 147 amino acids. The transcript is spliced from 2 exons.
UUUGUCAAAAUUACAAUUGUCAGAGAAUCAUAACAUUUUUUUCAUGGAAUCUGAUGCAAAAGAAAAGGAAGAAAUAGAUAAAAAAGAACUUUAUUUUCAAGUAUUCCAAAAUAUUGCUUAUGUAAUACACAAAUGCCCAGCGCUAAAAGAAUUAUUUUUAAAUUGGUGCAAAUUGACUCCAAAAGAAAAAAAAAAUUUAAACUAUUUAUCUCGUUAUGUAUUAGAACCAGAACAAUUUGAUUUAUAUGCUCCCAUUAUUGGCGGUUUGAAAUAUUGGAGUGAUGUUCAAGAUACUCAAGGAGCUUGUGGAUUUAGUGAGAGUCCUCUAGAUUUUGAAUUAAAUGCAGCAGUUGAAAAAAGAAUAUGUCAAACAAUUAUAAUAAUUGAUGAGAUGAUAGCGAAUAUGCUGUUAAGGCCUAUGCUAUGCAAAGAUAUUCAGAAGUUUCAUUCGGAUAAUGCUGAUUUCACAGGUCAAGGCGAAGGAUAAACAUAUGAAAUUUUUGUAUUUUCGAUUAUAUUUUUAUGAAUUUCAGUGAAAUAUAUUUGCUUUUAUUAUAAAAA